AUGUCCUUCUUCGGCUUCGAUACCACUCUCCCGAGGGAUCGAGCUGCCCCGGGCGACCAGAGGGGUAUUUUCGAUACCCCUGAUCCGUUUGCCGAAGUCGCUCGCGCCAGAGCUGAAGGCCUCCAGGAUGAAGACGACGAUGCCAUCGAUUUUGAGGAUACGUAUGACGGUUUAGGUGAUCGCCUCGACGAUGAUCAGGAUGCCUUCAACGAUGAUACCUUUGGCGGUGGCCCCGAGCCCGUUCCAGUUGGCAAGGAUUUUGACUUCUUUGGAAAAACCGCUCUGGUCGCGGAUGUCAUCGGCGAGGAACAGGUCCGCUACAGCCUCCAACAGCCUCCCCAGGGCCCGGUGUCAGGUCUGGCUGCCGAGAUUCCCCAAGCAAACGAGGCAGUUCAGCAGCCGAAACGCACGGGAUAUGAGAAGUACAAUGACCCGGGCUACAUUCCGGACCUGCAGGCCAAAUCCAGUGUCUGGGGCGUGCAGAAGAAGCCGGAACCCUCGGGCCCAGUCCCUCAACAAGCCAAGAAGAUGCUGAGCCUGGAAGAGGUAGAAGCGCAGCUGCGUCAUCCUGCGAUGCCAUCUCAGCUGCCCGUGUCGCUGCCGCAAUCGAUGCCUGAGCCGUCUCAUCCCCUGCAGCAGCCUCAGCAUAUCCCCGGACUCCCCGACGGAUUCCCCCACCUGCCACCGGAGUUCAUCCAGGCGCAAUUUGCAAAGGGUAUACCACCGGCGCAACUAAUGCAUCAUCCCGCGAUGGUCCCAGAACCGUUUCCUCUUCCGGGGCAUGCGCCGAAUAUUCCUUUACAUCUUCUCCAAAAUGCGAACCUCCCGCCGCAGCACAUGGGACCCCCGCCCCCUCCUCCCCAACGCCAAGCGAUCCCUCCCCGCGCACAGCGAGCCCAGCAACAGCAAAUGCCGUCCCAGGGUGCUCGGGGAGCCGCCAAUAACUCCUUGCCGUUGAUCACCAACCCCCAGCAGUUGAUGCAUUUGACGGAAGAGCAACGGAUAGCAUACUUGAUGGAAGACGCCAAGCGUGCCAAGCGCAAUCAUAAGAUCUUUCUUCUGUCAAGAGGCAACGGCCUGAUGACCCCUCAAGACAAGAACUUCAUCACCCGGAUCCAGCUGCAGCAGUUGGUGGCCGCGGCCGGAAACGUUGCCGAUUCGGAUUCGGAAGCGAUCCUGGCCGAGGACUUCUACUAUCAGGUUUACAGCCAGAUCCGUGGUGCUCCCCGGCAGCAUCCUCACCAGCCCCUCGGUCAUUUUGCGCAGACCUACCUCCUGCAAACAGGCAACCGCCUGGGUGGUCAUGGAUCCAGACGACAGGCCCAGAGCGCGGACAAUCACAUGCAGAGGAUGCAGCAGCAGGUGCAGCGUGCAGUUGAGGCUGCCAAGGCAAAGCCGAAGAACAAGCAGCUGAUCAUCGAAGGAAGUUUGGGCAAGAUUUCCUUCAGCAAUGCGAAGACACCGAAGCCGAUGCUCAACCUCAAGCGGCCGGAGAGCUCCGAUGGAGCAAAGACUACCAAGAAGCCCCAUGCCGACUUGAGUGUCAGUGACCGGAAGUCCAUCCUCACUAACAUCGAGGGUGUCUACAGCACACUGAUGGAGCUGGAGGACAUGGAGCGCACAAUGCCUCCUCCACCGGAUGAGAAUGACCCGGAAGCUAUCCAAGAGCAUCUGGAAUGGCGGCAACGAGUCCGCUCGCUGAACCAAAAGCUGUGGCAACAGCUCAAGGUCAUGGAGCCUAUUGUCCCUAACACGAAUACUCCUCACCCAUUCAUCGCUUUCCUUUCUUACCCCAAGGGCAAGAAGGCCAUCCCGCGCAUCUUCCGACACAUUGAUCAGGAGCAGAGAGUUACAAUCCUUACCAUGAUCGUUGUACACCUAGACACCUUGGAUGUUGUUCAGCGCGCACAGCCCGUGCCCGGCGAGACGCAGCCUUCUUUGGCCGUUCGGGAGGCCAUUGACCUCUUCUCCCAGGCCGUCAUGCCCAGUCUACUCGGCUACGUCAACGAGGCGCCCUUCAACAUCAUCAUUGGACUUUUGGGACUUGUCAUCGCGCAGACGCAUGUGCAUCUGGUGGCUAAGACUCGUAUUGGACUCGGAAUUCUCACCAUGCUGCUCAGCCGAGCAGAGAUUGUCAAGGAAGCCGGACAGGCUUCGGAACGAGACUGGCAGCAGUGGGUGGAGAAAUUCAAUGUGCUAUUCGACACUCUGGAACCGACUUUUGGCGAUAUCUUCCCCGGAUCGAUUAAUACCGGUGACGACAUGUAUGUUUGGCAGUUCUUGGCUGCUGUUGGUAUUGGAGCUAGUCCGGACCAGCAGCAGCGCUUGGUCAUUGCCGUGAAGGACCGUGUGAUGGAGACUGUGACAUACAGCAAGACACUUCCUGUGGAUAUGGGGGCCCAGCGACUUGGAAAUGUCAACCUCUUCAUGCGUGCCAUCGGUCUUGACGUUGAACUGCUUGGUUAA
Messenger RNA from Aspergillus steynii IBT 23096, 2466 nucleotides. Its product is annotated as deadenylation-dependent mRNA-decapping factor PAT1. Bases 1 to 2466 code for a protein of 821 amino acids. NCBI's taxonomy places the organism in Eukaryota, Fungi, Ascomycota, Eurotiomycetes, Eurotiales, Aspergillaceae. Gene Ontology annotation, biological process: deadenylation-dependent decapping of nuclear-transcribed mRNA; P-body assembly. Gene Ontology annotation, cellular component: P-body. The transcript has 3 exons. The record is from RefSeq and is a predicted model, not a curated record. Gene Ontology annotation, molecular function: RNA binding.